UUGGCUCUUGGUGCAUUUAGAUCAGAAGCGGUAGAUGGGAAAAGCAGAUCUAAUCAUGCAAAGCUUCCUCUUGGGGUCAGCUUCUCGCCGAAGCACGGCUUGCCACUGUUUUCUGCACGACCGUUUGGAGGGAUAUUUUUCAGGAGGCUCAGACUUAUAGGACUGAACAGAGUGAAAAAUCCCCUCCAGAAUGAGGACAUGCGUGCUCUGUAUGUGAGCUGGCAGUCUUUUAGUGCUGAGAGCCCUGUAUGCCUCCAGUUUGUCGUUAUGACAGAAUAUUGCAUGCUGCUGCUUAAAACUGUGGAGUCAUAAAGCAAGAAUAGCUCAAAGGGCUUGCAUAAGCUGUUUUGUCUGGAAACUUAAUGGAAAGUGGGCUGACAGCACAGUCGGGGAUUGUCCCAUCUCCCUGCAGAAGGUAACUCUCCUAAUAAGGUUACUGCGCUUUUAAAAACAAGAAGGAAAUAAAGUGCACAUGCUGGAGGUGUGGUUUGUGCUCUCGCAUUCGUGCUGCUGGUGUUUCCACGACUGCAUGCUCCGAUUCUGCAAAGAGGCUCAAAGGCUGAUCCUGCUGAGAGCCCCUGAGAGACCCAACUCUAUGGGAACUGAGACCACUUGACUGCGUUCAGCACCCUUCAGGAUCCGGUCCUAGGAAAUGUUCAAAGGCGCCAAGGGAGAAUCGCCUGAGAUUUGAAGCGAAGACAAAGGUAGCGGGCACUAAAUGAGAAUAUGGCCAAUGGCAUUGAAGAUCUUAUCGGGAUCCCAUUCCCGAACCACAGCAGUGAAGUCUUAUGUGGUUUAAAUGAGCAGCGACAUGACGGUCUCCUCUGCGAUGUCAUCCUCAUUGUACAGGACCAGGAGUACCGGACUCAUCGGUCUGUCCUUGCUGCCUGCAGCAAGUACUUCAAAAAACUAUUCACUACCAGCACUUUAACAGACCAGCCCUAUGUUUACGAGAUUGACUUUGUCAAGCCUGAAGCACUUUCUGCCAUCCUCGAGUUUGCCUACACCUCAACCCUCACCAUCACCACCUCAAAUGUCAAGCACAUCCUCAGCGCUGCCAAGAUGUUGGAGAUUCAGUGUAUUAUCAACGUAUGCCUUGAAAUCAUGGAGCCUGACAGAGAGGCGGAAGAGGAAGAUGACAAAGAGGACGAAGAUGAUGACGAAGAUGAAGAUGAAGAUGAGGAGGAAGAGGAGGAGGAGGAGGAGGAAGUGGAGGAUUUUGUCAAUCAGGAGAACCUAAAUGAUGUCCAAGAAGUAAGCUGUCACCAAAGCCCUUCUAAGUCUGAUCUUACCGAAGAAGCGUAUACGGAAGCACCUAAAGACUUUCCAAAUCACUAUCCAGCCAAUAACUCGUCUGGACACUUGGGUGUGAUACGAGACUUCUCCAUCGAGUCCUUGCUAAGGGAGAACUUGUACCCUAAGGCAAACAUCCCAGAAAGGAGGCCAGCUCUCUCUCCCUUCACCCCCAGCUUCUUUCCCCACCUCUGGAACGGUGAUUUUAGCUCCUUUUCCCAGCUCGAAGAGCCACAAGUAGACAAUGGCCCUUUGGAUCUGGUGAUCAAAAAGAGGAAGAUCAAGGAAGAGGAGGAGAAGGAAGACCUGCCUCCACCUCCUUUCCCUAAUGACUUCUUCAGCGACAUGUUUACCAACACCCCAGCAGCUCCCUUAGGGCAUAUUAAAGCAGAGACUGACUAUAGCGCUUAUCUCAAUUUCCUAAGUGCAACCCAGUUUGGAGGAGUUUUUCCUCCAUGGCCCCUGGAGGAAGAGAGGAAGAUAAAGCCCAAGGCAUCCCAGCAGUGUCCCAUCUGUAACAAAGUCAUCAUGGGGGCCGGAAAGCUGCCCCGGCACAUGAGGACCCACACAGGAGAGAAGCCGUAUAUGUGCAAUAUCUGUGAAGUCCGCUUUACCAGGCAGGACAAGCUCAAGAUCCACAUGCGGAAGCACACGGGCGAGCGGCCCUACCUCUGCAUCCACUGCAACGCCAAGUUCGUGCACAACUACGACCUGAAGAACCACAUGCGCAUCCACACGGGCGUGCGGCCCUACCAGUGCGAGUUCUGCUACAAGAGCUUCACGCGCUCCGACCACCUCCACCGCCACAUCAAGCGCCAGAGCUGCCGCAUCGCCCGGCCCCGGCGCGGCCGCAAGCCGGCGGCGUGGCGGGCCGCCAGCCUGCUCUUCGGCCCCGGCGGCCCGCCGGGCGAGAAGGGCUUCGCCGUGCCGCCGGCCCUGCAGGAGAUGGGCGGCCACCUCGGCGGCGGGCCCGUGUGCCUGCCCGGCCCCAGCCCCGAGCGCUUCCUCGGCGGCGCCAAGGACGCGUUCAGCCUGCAGGAGCUCGAGAGCCGCUUCGAGGAGACCCAGCUGAAGCUGCUGAGGCGAGCCCAGCUGGACAUGGAGAGGAACGCGGGCCUCUUCGCCUUCGCCCUGGGCCGCAACGACGACCUCGCGGCCCAGCCCUUCUUCCCGCUGCCCGACCCGUGGAGCGCGGGCUUCAGCGGCCUGGCGGGGCUGGCGCACGUGGCCCCCAUCUCCGAGGCGGGCAACUAAACCGGCCCCGAGAGGGCUCCGCUGCCCGCCGCAGGGCCGCCCGCCGCUUCGCCGCGCGCCCGCCCGCUCCCGCCAAGCGAGCCGCGCCCGUGCCGCCGCCGGGGCCGCCGCUGCCCCGGGCGCUCCUGGAAGCGCCGCUUGCCUUAGCCCCGCGGCCGUCUCCGCCGGACGGCUCUCGCGGGGAGGCCUCGGCCGCCCGCCGGGCGCGGACGAGCCGUCCGGACUGCCUUUUGAUACGUUGCGUUCCUCGGCCCUUUUGGUCAACAGGACUUUUUUGGGGGGGUUUGGGUUGUGUUUUUAACCCCGCGUCCAGCAACGCGAUUUGCUCCGGGAGCUGGGAGAAGAAAGAAGAAGAGGCUGAAUAUCAUGCAGGAGCGAAGCCGGGGGGGAAUUUGGGUUAUUUUGGUUCCAUUCCGACAUUGCCGAAGGGGAACCAAACCCCAUCCCGAGCGUUUUAACCGCAGCCGCUUAAAAAGAAAAUGUGAAGAUGUAAAGAAAAUUUUUUUUUCUGGAAGGAUGGGAAAUGUUUCGAUUCUGAGCUUUUUUUUUUUUCUUUUUUUAACCCUCGCUUUGCGAAAAUACAGCACGCGGGGAAUUUUGACAUGAAAAAGCCGGUUCAAACCAAAGAGGCAGAACAGCUCCCUCAGCUUCACGCCCGCUGACCGUUUUGAAAUGUCCGGCUAUUUGUCCUUAAUUCCUCCCCCACCUCCAAAUUAUAUAUAUUUCGGUGACAGAAAUUUGCAACGCACUUUUGGGUGUCACCAAAGCUGCAAUUUUGAUUGGGAAAAAAAAAAAAAAAAAAGCUUUGCGGCAGUUUUCGUGUCUCAGGGGACCUUCGUGGAAGAGGCUUCCACUAAAGAUCCCCCCGAAAACGUGUGUCACCGAGCGCCAGGGCACCCCGAGCCCUUAUUGCUCCCCAAUUCCCUCGAGGCCAAGAAGCGGCAGGUUGGCUGGAUUCGCCCCGCGAGCCUCGCUCAGCCCAGCAGCCGCAGCGGAGCGCCUUGGCCUUCAAGAAGUGGGUUAGGAGAGGAAGGCUUGCCAGACAUAACACCAGAGCUCAAAAAAUGUAAAUGUUAAAAAUUAGGGCUUUUUUUUCUUUUUUUUGAAUUUCUCUCUUUACUGUUUUAUUUCCACAUCAGCAGAAUCAAAGGGGACGAGAGAACCGGAGGGUUUUUUUUUUUUAAUUUUGGGUUUAUCCAUUGCUGGUGCUGCUCUGAAGCCACGGCUGAGCGGGGGUCUCGUUUUUGGCGUCGGCGGGCGCAACGAGUCCACGCUUGGACGUGGCACCUCCCCGCCGGGACAGGAGCGAGUACUCGCUGUUCGGAGAAAUCACCGAAACGACUGAUCCCAGUGAACUGCCCGACACUAGCUUUCCCCUCCCAAAAACUCUGUGUGCAACAAACCAGUGGAGAAAAAGAAAAAGAAUAAAAGAAAACUUUUUAAAACUGCAUCAAACUUUUUUUUUUUUUUAAAUCUGUAUCGACUUCUUAUACAAACUCCAUUUUGCAGCUGACUGGUUACUUCAGGUGUUUUUUGUCUACAAUUUGGAGUCAUUGUAAAGUAUCCAAAGAUGCUGAGUACUGUAUAAUCUACAAGAACUUGAAGCAAGGUGGUUUUUUUGUCUCGAUUUGUUUGUUGGUUUGUUUUUGUUUGUUUUUUUUUUUCCUAUUUGUCUAUGGGGGAAAACCUUUGCAAUUUUUCUAUUUAUAACUAUUUUUAUGUGAUUGCUUUAUGUACAAAACAAUGGAAAAAAAAAACAAAAAAGGAGAGAGAGCGACAA
Dromaius novaehollandiae (emu) is the source of this 4327-nucleotide messenger RNA. Its product is annotated as zinc finger and BTB domain-containing protein 7C. Gene Ontology annotation, molecular function: RNA polymerase II cis-regulatory region sequence-specific DNA binding; DNA-binding transcription factor activity, RNA polymerase II-specific; protein binding. Bases 727 to 2547 code for a protein of 606 amino acids. The record is from RefSeq and is a predicted model, not a curated record. The transcript is spliced from 5 exons. Gene Ontology annotation, biological process: regulation of transcription by RNA polymerase II. NCBI's taxonomy places the organism in Eukaryota, Metazoa, Chordata, Aves, Casuariiformes, Dromaiidae.